CCACACGACACGGCCCCACCACUGCCGGUGCGCCUACGCCGGCCCACCGUUCACUUUGCGCACUCUUGUAUUGAUCGUCAAACGUCGCGCGCGUAUACCAGACAACAACUUAUAUUGUGAAGAGUAAUAUCGUGAUGGAGAAGGAGCACCAGCCAGACUCGAUGGCUACCAUCACCAUGAAGCCGGAGUACCCUCCCUCUGAAGUUUACAGCGCUUCAGAACCGCCUCCGGCUUAUCGCCAAAGGCUCUCAUCAUCAGUACAAAUCGCCCGGAUUGCCGCUUUGACGGUGGUAGCUUCCGCCUUUAUACUGGGCUCCUUCAUCCUGGCUUCCAGCUGGGUGGCGGCGCGGGCUUCCUGCCACCAGCUCGAACAACUCGACGCCAUGCUCGACAAAGAAUUGGCUCUCGAGGGAAGGUCAUAUGGAAACGACGCUUUAAUGCCCGAGGAGUUGCCAAUCGCAAACGCUCACGCGCUUCACGCACCGCCACCGCCACCAGCUGUGGACACCACAUCAGCGCCUGCGCAACAUAAGCCUGCAGCGUUAUCUCCGGACAGUUUGCUGAAGGCGGAUCCUCUCAAUCACGCCGAAUCUAAAAUCGAUGAAGACAAACUACAGAAAAUCGACGAUGAUAAGACUGACACGGCGAAUUCUGGAAGCGACGAGAGUUCCGAGUCCGACAGCUCUGCCGAGGAUGACGACGACGAGCUUAUUCGCCCGAUGUUCAAGUUGCCCAUCCAGUUCGACCUCGACGAACUCGCGGGUGCAUUCUUAGCUAACAACCAAAAAGGCCGCAUGAACUGCGUGGUGGAGAGAAGACAGGAAGAGCCCAUGGAGAGGCGAUUCCCAUUCAACAUCCUCGGAGCCUUCGCGCCCCGCAGUGCUCAGGCUGAACGUAUUGCCAUCAUCUGCCAUGGAGGCGAUGAAAGACCCAUGCCGAUGUUCCCUGAUCCUCAAUCGCAAGUGUUCGCGUUCCCACUGUCAGGACCAGUCCGCCUCCCCAUCAGACCGGCGCCAGCUUCUGAACGCGCUGAGCCACGAGGACCUUUUGGCAUGCCACAGAGAAACUCACCUUUCCCGCUACCGAUGCCAUGGGAUUCAUCCGAGGAGCAGAUGAACGGCCCGCGUGAGAUGCGCAUCCACGUGCAGCGCGUGAUCGCCAUCCCGUCCCCGCACAACAUGCCUCCGGCGCCCGAGAACAUGGGCCCCUUCCAACCCCCUCCACCACCACCACAGCCCCAGGAAAAUGAGCGUGAGCCCGAAGAAAUGACAGCGCCCCGCCAGAUGCGUGUAAUUGCUAUCCCAGCGCCUCACAACAUGCCCCCACCCCAAGACAACAUGGGCCCCUUCCAGCCGCCACCACCACCCCAGGCUCAAGACCAGAAUGAACAAUCCGCUGUUCUUCAUCAGUUCGUGCCACAGCCCGCCCCCACACAGGAUAUGGAGCAGCCCGAAGUCCAAAAGAUGCAAAUGGAAGGCAGCCCAAUUCAAAUGAACUUGCCAUGGGACUUGACUCCUGAGGACCUGCACAUGAUCCACCGCACUGCCCAGGAAGCUGUUGCUAACCAGCGUCGUGAACAACAAAUUGACAACGACAUGCAGGAGGUGAAGAGCAUCGUGAACACCCUGGCAGCGGCCGAGGUUGAGGCGGAGCAGGCGCAGGCCGCACAGGACAGGCAACAAGCACCGCGUGCGCCCCGCACUCUGCUGCUGCCCCAAGACAUGCCCGUAGACCAGAGACCGCAUUAUAUGCAGCCUCGCUCCGUGCGCAGCGUAGAUUCACCGCUGCAUCGCGAAAAGCGCGUGAAGCGUUGCUCUUGCGCUUGCCGUUAAACGAGCACCAUCGCUGCGCAAAUCUACAAAAGACACUGCGCAAAUGCGAAACGUGUGACAUUCUCCGUCCAUCCCUUAUAAAAUAGAUUUUGUUACAUGUGCGGUUUCGGUUUUUUUUCUGUAAAUAAAAUUGUUAAUUUUACAAUUAUUGCUGUUUAUUUUUAAACGUACACAUAGUUACUUGUCGUAAUGGUUUCGUAAGGGAUUUAUGUAUUUUAUAUUUUCACAUCAUUCCUCCUUUGCAAAUUUUAAACAAAAAGGUAAACACAUAAAUAAUUGUUUCUUUAAUGUGUUUUAAUAAGGCUCAACUUGUAAUGAUUUGUGUACAGUUUCCUUUCUUUCAAUGCCGUACCUACCGUAUUUGAAAAUCCAUCGGGGUGUUAUGUGGUCGUAAUUAUAACAUUAAAUUAAAUUUUACCUACAUUUGUGAUCCUAAAUUAAAAAUUAAUUAGUUUUAAAUA
Messenger RNA from Maniola jurtina (meadow brown), 2293 nucleotides. It is a transcript of the gene Msr-110, whose product is annotated as probable LIM domain-containing serine/threonine-protein kinase DDB_G0286997. The transcript has 12 exons. NCBI's taxonomy places the organism in Eukaryota, Metazoa, Arthropoda, Insecta, Lepidoptera, Nymphalidae. The record is from RefSeq and is a predicted model, not a curated record. Bases 135 to 1832 code for a protein of 565 amino acids.